GAGCCUCGGGCGCCGGUGGAAGGCGAGCAGACGCUCUGGGCGGCCGUGUGCAAGUCGGCGUGCGAGCGGGCGGGCGUGCGAGCGGGUCUGGGCGGCGGAGCUGCAGCUCCGCCCGGGACAGCGAGGAAGGCAGAAAUCGAAAAGAUGUCUUCCAGUAAUGACCACGUUUUAGUACCAAUGUCACAGACAAACACCAAUGGCCUUCCUGGAAUGAACUCAAGUGACGUGAAGACGCUUACAGGAGAUGUGUUAAGUUUUCAUAACAUCACCUAUCGAGUGAAAGUGAAAACUGGGUUUCUAGUCCGGAAGACGGUUGAGAAAGAAAUACUCUCGGGUAUCAAUGGAAUCAUGAAACCUGGCCUCAAUGCCAUUCUUGGACCCACAGGUGGAGGCAAGUCUUCGUUAUUAGAUGUCUUAGCAGCAAGGAAAGAUCCACGAGGAUUAUCUGGAGAUGUUCUGAUAAACGGCGCACCCCAACCUGCCAAUUUCAAAUGUACUUCAGGCUAUGUGGUUCAAGAUGACGUUGUGAUGGGCACCCUGACAGUGAGAGAAAACUUACAGUUCUCAGCAGCCCUUCGGCUUCCAACAACUAUGAAGAAUCAUGAGAAGAAUGAACGGAUUAACAUGGUCAUUAAAGAGUUAGGUCUGGAAAAAGUAGCAGAUUCCAAGGUUGGAACCCAGUUUACCCGUGGUGUCUCUGGAGGAGAAAGAAAGCGGACAAGCAUAGGAAUGGAGCUGAUCACUGACCCUUCCAUCCUCUUCCUGGACGAGCCCACAACUGGUCUGGACUCCAGCACAGCAAAUGCUGUCCUUCUGCUCCUGAAAAGGAUGUCUAAACAGGGUCGAACAAUCAUCUUCUCCAUUCAUCAGCCUCGGUAUUCCAUCUUUAAGUUGUUCGACAGCCUCACUUUGUUGGCCUCAGGGAAACUCAUGUUCCAUGGGCCUGCCCAGGGGGCUUUGGAGUACUUUGCAUCAGCAGGUUACCACUGUGAGCCCUACAAUAACCCUGCAGACUUCUUCCUGGAUGUCAUCAAUGGAGAUUCUUCUGCUGUAGUGUUAAAUAGAGACGAAGAAGGCCAGGAAGCAAACAAAACUGAAGAACCCUCCAAGAGAGAGAAGCCAAUAAUAGAAAACUUAGCUGAGUUUUAUGCCAACUCCUCCAUCUACAGAGAAUCAAAAGCUGAAUUAGAUCGACUUCCGAGGGCUCAGAAAAAGAAAGGAAUAUCAGCCUUCAAAGAGUCCGCUUAUGUCACCUCCUUCUGUCAUCAGCUCCGAUGGAUUACCAAGCGCUCAUUCAAAAACUUGCUGGGGAAUCCUCAAGCUUCUAUAGCCCAGGUAAUUGUCACAAUCAUACUGUCACUUGUUAUUGGUGCCAUUUACUUUGGUCUGACAAAUGAUAGAGCUGGAAUCCAGAAUAGAGCUGGGGUACUCUUUUUCCUGACCACCAACCAGUGUUUCAGCAGUGUGUCAGCUGUUGAGCUCUUCGUAGUGGAGAAGAAACUCUUCAUACAUGAGUAUAUCAGAUAUUACAGAGUGUCUUCCUACUUCUUUGGAAAGCUGAUAUCUGAUCUACUACCCAUGAGGUUUUUGCCAAGCGUUUUAUUCACUUGUAUAUUAUACUUCAUGUUAGGAUUGAAGAAAGAGGUGGGGGCUUUUUUCAUCAUGAUGUUCACCCUUAUAAUGGUCGCUUACACAGCCAGUUCCAUGGCACUAGCCAUAGCUGCAGGUCAAAGCGUGGUAUCCGUGGCAACACUCCUCAUGACAAUCUCUUUUGUAUUUAUGAUGAUUUUUUCUGGUCUUUUGGUGAAUCUCACAACCAUUGAGCCUUGGUUGUCCUGGCUUCAGUACUUCAGCAUUCCUCGAUAUGGCUACACAGCUUUGCAGUAUAAUGAAUUCUUGGGACAAGAGUUCUGUCCAGAACUCAAUGCAAAUGUCAGCGACACCUGUAAUAAUAACAGCUUUGCAAUAUGUACUGGUGACGAGUACUUGAAAAGUCAGGGCAUCGAUCUGUCACCUUGGGGACUGUGGAAGAAUCAUGUGGCUCUGGCUUGUAUGAUUAUUAUCUUCCUCACAAUUGCCUACCUAAAGUUGUUAUUACUUAAAAAGUAUUCUUAAAUUCCCCUUUACCAUACUAUUAAAUGUAUUCCUAUUAAAUGUGGGCACUUUGA
Molecule: messenger RNA, 2168 nt
Organism: Peromyscus eremicus (cactus mouse)
Lineage: Eukaryota; Metazoa; Chordata; Mammalia; Rodentia; Cricetidae
Product: broad substrate specificity ATP-binding cassette transporter ABCG2-like
Cellular component (GO): plasma membrane
Molecular function (GO): ABC-type transporter activity; ATP binding; ATP hydrolysis activity
Source: RefSeq, a predicted model, not a curated record